Messenger RNA from Bombina bombina (fire-bellied toad), 866 nucleotides. RefSeq names its product glutathione peroxidase 1 (gene GPX1). The record is from RefSeq and is a predicted model, not a curated record. Gene Ontology annotation, molecular function: glutathione peroxidase activity. The transcript is spliced from 2 exons. NCBI's taxonomy places the organism in Eukaryota, Metazoa, Chordata, Amphibia, Anura, Bombinatoridae. Gene Ontology annotation, cellular component: mitochondrion; cytosol. Gene Ontology annotation, biological process: response to hydrogen peroxide; hydrogen peroxide catabolic process; glutathione metabolic process.
CAGUGAGUCAAGUACAUAGCACGUUAUGUCUCGUCGCGCUGUAUACGAGUUCUCUGCACGUCUGCUUGGUUCCGGGGAACAGGUUAGCCUGUCCCGGUACCGCGGCAAAGUUCUCCUUAUUGAGAAUGUGGCUUCGCUUUGAGGCACCACGGUCCGGGACUACACGCAGAUGAAUCAACUUCAGAGCACUUACAGUUCCAGGGGGCUGCAGGUGCUCGGGUUCCCCUGCAAUCAGUUCGGACACCAGGAAAACACCAGUAACCAGGAGAUCCUGAACUCCUUGAAGUAUGUUCGGCCAGGAGGAGGGUUUGAACCUAAUUUUCCUGUGUUUGAGAAAUGUGAUGUCAACGGAGAGAAGGAACAUCCCCUCUUUACCUUCCUGAAGGAACAGCUGCCGUAUCCCUGUGAUGACCAAGUGUCCCUCAUGGUAGACCCCAAAUGCAUCAUCUGGUCCCCAGUACGGAGAAGUGACAUCUCUUGGAACUUUGAGAAGUUCCUGAUUGGUGCAGAUGGUGUUCCAUACAAACGUUACGGCCGACGCUUUGAAACAAUCAACAUCCAGGGAGAUAUAGAGAAGCUUCUAACAGAAAACACUUCCAUGUAGUAUUGAGUGGAAGGAUAAAAACUUGAGUGUUAAACAUGUGGUGAAGGGUUGUGUCCUCUACUGACAAAGUAGCUUCCCCCCUUUGUAUCCUGCUCAGUUUGCUGAUUCCCCUGGCGUUUACGUAUGACGUUCUUCCUUAAAACCCUUAGUGAGGUAGAGCUGAUACUUUCUGUAAAGUCCAGGGGUGGUUUGUAGGCUUGUGGCGGGGUAGACAGGGGUAAUAGCACUUAAACUUUAAUAAAAAAAAAUGUAUAACUGAAAA